UCUCACAAUACUUAUCCGCACCUUCAGAUUCUAAAAGAAGUGAUGGCUGGUCCGCUGGCAGGACGAAUUUUAGUGCUCUACCUUGAUCCUGCUUUGCGUUCCCAUGUUCUUGGAAAAAUCUUGACAUCCGCCAUCCAAAAUUCCUUCAUUCUAGUUGACCUUGCUUCAAAUGGAGAAGAAUGGCGUAAAGAACAAACGACGGCAGUGCUAAGAGCAGAUAAUUUGGUCCACGUGGUGGUAUUCGUCAGUGAUCCCCGCCCAUUCUUCCGUUCAGUCGCCAACACAGAUAACAUUUGGAGGCCAAAAUUCCUCUUGAUGUUCAGUAUUUCAAAAGAGUCUCAUGAAUAUGUUGUCAAAGCAGAGGAAUUCAGUUAUUGCGAAAGAAUCGUCAUGUUCCGGCCUCAUAGUAGUGGAAAAAAGGGUCAUAGUAACCAAAUGGAAAUGUUGACUUAUUUUCCAUUUUCACAUCGCCAAAGUAUCGUCUCUCUUGGUCUGUGGUCAGUUUCUGCAGAGUUACUGACUGAAAAUAUUUUUAUUGACCGCUUUCCAUCAUUCGAGGGAUACAUGUUCUUACUGGGGACAUGGUUUGAUGACUACCCUUACUUGCAUCAGGCGAAAACUAAACCCGAAGGUGAGGGAGACGGAGUGGAAGUUGAGAUGCUAAAUACACUGGCAGCUAACCUUAAUUUUACUUUUGACCUUACCACGAAACCACCCGAUGAAAAGUGGGGAUAUUUUGAGAAUGGCUCCUGGACCGGGAUGCUUGGAAUGGUCUAUAAUGGAGACAAAAAUUUCACCGUAAAUUACUUCGGUUAUACCAACAAGAGAAUUGAAGACUUUGAUGCGAGUGUGUCCUACUGGAUGGAGGGGUUUGGACUAGCGCUCUUGAAGCCCCAACCCUUCCCAAAGUGGCGCAGUGUGUAUUACCCAUUCACUCCGGUGGUGUGGAUGUCAGUAGCAGUAUCUUCCAUCGUCGUCCUUAUGGUUAUGUAUUUUCAGGACCUUGCCCAAGAUAAACCGGUACUGGGGAGCCUUGGUCAUGUGUGGCUGUACGUGCUGCGUCCAGUCCUGAGCCAUGCUUUACCACGGCUCCCGACGAGGCACAGCCAGCGGGUGUUCAUAGCAGCCUGGUGGUUGGCCUGUCUCAUCCUCACCACAGCCUAUACCGCUAACCUUAUUGCUUUCCUUACCAUUCCUCUAUACCCAAAACAGCUGCAAACAGUGGAGCAACUGGCAAAAAGUAAUUACAGGGUUUCCAUGUUCGAUUAUGGAGAGUUUGUGCCUCAGGCUCUGAAAUCUUCACGGGAUCCUUUUUAUAGGACACUGGGACAGAAGCUUGAUCUGUUCACCGACGAUGCAGAAUCUGUGUACCCGGUGCUGAAUAGGACUCAUGCUUAUAUAGAGAGCUAUUCAUAUAGUCUCAUAUAUUUUUUGGAUGUGUUUCAGGUUUCGAAUAUUUACAUGCUCCGAGAGCAGCUGUAUCCUGGACACCUUUGUUGGUAUUUCAAAAAGAACACACCGUGGAAGUUUAAGUUCGACGUGGGACUCCAGAGUAUGGUACAGGCGGGUCUUAUCGCUCAUUGGCUUAAGGUAAAAACUGAAGACUUCUUGGGAGUAGAUUUUGAGAGGAAACUGCGGCUGGAGGGUAAAGAAAACACAGCCGCCCUCCCUCUCACUCUUCAGCACACGCAAGGACUAUUUUUCCUCCUCCUCUUCGGGUGGGUUGUUGCUACUGCCGUCUUCAUCAGGGAAAUUAUAGUAAUCUGAAAUCCAGCUGUGACCUCCAGCACAACCGAAAAAUAGUUUCUAAAUUUACAUAGAAUAUGUUAUGAAAACAAACGAUUGAUAAUAAUAUGUUAUGAAAACAAACGAUUGA
Messenger RNA from Scylla paramamosain (green mud crab), 1876 nucleotides. RefSeq names its product ionotropic receptor 21a-like. Bases 43 to 1767 code for a protein of 574 amino acids. The transcript is spliced from 5 exons. The record is from RefSeq and is a predicted model, not a curated record. Lineage: Eukaryota; Metazoa; Arthropoda; Malacostraca; Decapoda; Portunidae. Gene Ontology annotation, molecular function: ligand-gated monoatomic ion channel activity. Gene Ontology annotation, cellular component: membrane.